AAAUAAUUGUUUGAUAAACCCUUUGGAUUCCACCCUUGGCGCCCUUGAGCUCUCAUUAUUCUUCUUCUUCCUAUUCAUCACCAAAAGAUAUACUCCCACACAGACGCCGAUACAUACAUCUCCGCACGCACUUCGAGGUUUAAUUUUGUGGUGGUGUAAAUUAGGGUUUUGAAUCUGUGUGAUAGGAUUGGUAAUUAGGUAUGAGAAGUCAAGCGCGGUGGGAUCACCGGACUCCUGACCCGGUGGACCCACCUGAUGACUGGGUUAAUGGUUCCUGGACUGUGGAUUGUGUGUGUGGUGUUAAUUAUGAUGAUGGUGAGGAGAUGGUUAAUUGCGAUGAGUGUGGGGUGUGGGUGCAUACGCGGUGUUAUAGGUAUGUGAAAAGUGAGAAAGCAUUUGCGUGUUAUAAGUGUAAGGGGGUUAAGAGUAGGAGGGAUUGGGAGAGUGAUAGGAUGGAGGAGGAGAGGACGGAGAGUGAGGUUGCACAGUUGUUGGUUGAGUUGCCGAAUAAGACGGUGAGGAGGGGUUUGGGGAGUGCGACUGGGAAUAGUGGGUUUCAGAAGCGGCUUUGGACGCAGAUUCCCAAGGAGGAGAGGGUACAUGUUCAGGGUGUUCCCGGCGGGGAGGAUGGGGUUUUUUCUGGGAGUGGGUUGUCUUCGGUUUUCGGGGCUGGGUUGUGGAAGAGUACUGGGUAUGUUCCCAAGAAAUUUAGUUUUCAGUAUAAGGAGUUUGACUGUUGGAAGGAGGGGGAUGAAAAUGUUGUGAAUAAUGGGGAUGCUGGUGCUCAAGGGGUGGCUUCGUUGAAGGAUAUAGCGGGGUCAGUUGCUGAUCAUGAGAGUUUGGGUGUGGGGAUGAGAACAAGAGGAGAAGAAAGUAAGAAAAAAAAAAGGGAGGGUGAGGAUUACAAUGGUAGGAGCACACAAAAGAGUGGGAUGAAAAAGCAGACGGAUAGGAAUUCCACCAUGAUACACUAUGGGAAGCGUAAAAAAGAGGUUUCAAUAGCUUCUAAAGAUGGAACCGGGAAAAAGAAGGCCAAAGUUGUUCAUGUUGAAGGGGAUGCUUCUAAGAAGAGAAGUCCUCGUGUUUCCAGAUCAGCCUCUACACCAUUGGGGGAUGCAAAACAGUCUGCAUUUCAUGAAAGCAGAAGUUUAAGAGUUGAUGAGAGUGUUGUUGAAAGGGGGAAACAUGAUGAAAUUAAAGGAAAUGUUGCUGCUGAACCUUCACUGAAAGGCUUUUCCACAGAGAGUGUUGAAGUUGCCGAAUUGAAGCAAACUCCGAAGACCUCUCCUGUUGUGUCAUCACAUAGAUUAUCACUUAAAGCAAGACCAACUGAUAAAUGUGGAAUUGCUGGAACUUUUCAGAAUACCUCUAUAAUUAGUGAUGGUAAACAAUCAUUGCCAGAUAAUAAUAACUCUGAGCGUCUUCUUGCAAAAACCGAGGAUGUUGGCCUUGAUAAUGUAAAUGACAAAGGAGGAGAAUGCGCCCAUAGAAGUGAUCGGUAUAGCCAGGAAGUCCGUGCCGACUACCUGGAAACUAUUGCACCUCGAGCUAAAGAUUCUCAAAAUGAUCAUGAUUCCACUAGUAAAUUGUCAUCUGGCCGUCCCAAACAGGAAAAGACACAAAUUGAUAUAAAUGAUUCUGCAGGAGUCUCUCAAGUUCAGGUGUCACUUCCUUGUAAGGAAAAAUUGGAUGAUGGAGGGCCUGCUCCUAAUACUCAAAACCAUGAUAUUCGCUCAAAUGUUCUGAAGAAGGCUGCAUGUGUGAAUGAUGUUCUCUUUAUGGAGCAAAAAAGCGACAACGUUUACUCAAAUACUCCUGCUGAUUGUCAAAUUGAUAAAGCAGGAGCACCUUCCUUACCUAUUCAUGUUCCAAUUAAUGGGCAAAUGGUUGAUGAUUUAGGCAAUCAUGUAGCCGGGGGGAGUUCCUUAGAACUUAAACAAGUCAGACAUAGUAAAGAACCAUCAAAAGCAUGUGAAACAACUAUGAUUUCUUCAGAACAUCUUGAUAAGCAUAAAGUCAUAGUUUCUUUUGGGAAAUCCUCUUUAACUACUGCAACCACAUCGAUUCCCAAAACCCCAGCUUCUGAUAGUCAUAGAAUAGUGGAUGCUCAGAAUGAUAACCGCAGUACUCAGCAAAAUGUUGUGUCCGAACACAAAAAUAGUAAGAAAGAAGGUUCUGAUGCAGGUUUCCUCAAGGACAGGGAGAGGUAUGAGAAGCCAAGAAAAAUUUCAAAAGACGUUUCAAAAUCCUUCACCUCUUCUGUCAAAACAUCUAACCUGGGCAAGAUUUCAGGUUCUUCUAAUUCUAAGAUAUUAUCUGCAUCAAAGGAAUCUGGCAGCUUCUCAUCUGCCAAACCAUCAUUGCUUCAAACUGUAUUAAGUAAUUCCAUGUCUGGUGAAUCUGAUACUUCCUUGCAACCUGAAAUUGCUUCAUAUGCGGAGAAUGUGACUACUACUUCCGAGUUGACGCAGAGAAGUGAAACAGCUAAUCAUUUAAAUUGCCAGCCAUCAUUGAAGGUCAACCACACAUUGCAAAUGCAUCACUCUGCAGCUCUGAACACUUCUACAGCAAUUAGUGACGAAGAGCUUGCAUUAUUAUUGCAUCAUGAACUUAACAGUUCUCCAAGAGUCCCGCGGGUGCCACGAAUGCGGAAUGCUGGCAGUUUACCUCAGCUUGGUUCUCCAACUGGUUCGAACUCGCUAAUGAAGCGGUCAUCAUCUAGUUGUAUGGGGAAGGAUCAAGGUUUGGUUUUUAAAAGAAAAGGAAAGAGUAUAGCCGCAGAGGGAUCUCAGAAUUCUGAAGAGGAUGAAUCUAGAAAUGUCAAGAGAUCACCUUUGGUGCCAGUUCAGAGGACCAGUGACCCGACUCGCACUUCAGAUUCUGUUUCCAAAACCGAAGUUGACUAUGGGUCUGCAGCAGGCAAUGCUUCAUUAGCAUCUGCUGAGACUGGCAAACAAGAUGUGUCUUCCAUAUACAAGUCACCUCAAAAUGCCUCUGAUGAAGAAACUGGCACUGAUAUCCGUCCAGCCCAGCGCACGUUACCAGGAUUGCUGUCGAUGAUUAUGACGAAGCGCAUGACUUAUGAAGAACUGUGCAACGCUGUUUUACCGCAUUGGCCUCAUCUGAGGAAGCAUAACGGUGAACGUUAUGCCUAUUCAAGUCACUCGCAGGCUGUACUUGAUUGUCUGAGGAACAGAAGCGAGUGGGCUCGCCUUGUGGAUCGCGGUCCUAAGACAAAUGCUGGAAGGAAGCGACGAAGGUCUGAUGCUGAGGCUCAAAGUCUUGAAUCAGGGGAUAACGAAAGUAAGAAAAAGGAUGCGAAAGGUGUAGAUAGUAAAAAUGUAGUAGAAUCAAGUCAAGACCAAUUUCCCAAAGGUAAGAGGAAAACAAGGAAGCGUCGCAGACGUCUAGCACUGCAAGGAAGAGGUCUCAAGAAUAUGGCCUUUAGAAGGGGAAGGAGACAAAAGGAAGGUAGUGAUGUUAGUUAUGAUGAGGACUUUUCACUUUCUAGUUCUAGCAGUGCGGAAGAGAGUAUGUCCACCGAGGAUGAGACAAUACAUGGGGGUGGGGGCACAAGUUCAGCCACGGGCAGGUCGGAAGCCUCUGCUUCUGAGUAGCAAGUAGCAGGCUAGUAUUAUGUUGUACUUUAUCUGUCUUGUGUACAUUAACAAUUGCAGAUAGUUAGGAAGUCAUUCUGGUGACCGUUGCUUAUCUUCUUGCCUGAAGGCCCCAAUGUGAAAAUAGCUUUACAGUUGCCUAUCAUCUUUAAGACCUCCUUAACAUGUAUUUUCGUUUAAUUAAUCAUUUACAUUAUCUUAGGGAGCUUGACGGGUGUCCACUGUCCUGUGUUGUAACUGUAUCACAUGACAACUGUUAUAUUUUAUUGUGAUUGUUAUUCAGGACAA
Daucus carota subsp. sativus is the source of this 3905-nucleotide messenger RNA. RefSeq lists its product as uncharacterized. The record is from RefSeq and is a predicted model, not a curated record. Lineage: Eukaryota; Viridiplantae; Streptophyta; Magnoliopsida; Apiales; Apiaceae. Bases 201 to 3617 code for a protein of 1138 amino acids. Gene Ontology annotation, cellular component: nucleus. The transcript is spliced from 9 exons.